Molecule: messenger RNA, 1632 nt
Organism: Prunus avium (sweet cherry)
Lineage: Eukaryota; Viridiplantae; Streptophyta; Magnoliopsida; Rosales; Rosaceae
Source: RefSeq, a predicted model, not a curated record
AUGAAGCAGAUCUUCCUGAACCAUUUCAUGAUUCAAACGGACAGACUGUACUCUGCCGACGACCUAUAUACCGUCCGGCAGAGAGAUGAUGAGCCGUUGCAUGAGUACGCCGCGCGUUUCAGCAAUGAAUAUUCGAGGUGUCCAGAUACCGACGACAGGGCAGCCUGUGGCGCCUUCAAGAGUGGCCUAUGGUCCUCACACUUUCGGUAUCUGGUACACAGCAGCAACUGGCGUACGUACGACGAGCUCAUGAAGCAAGCGGCAAUCCAUGCAAAAGCCGAAUACUUCAAUUCGAAGGCCGAGCCCACGGCUCGGCAGAACAAACCUCUACAGCAUUCCGCAAUGGCGCAGAUAUCGCCGUUCGCGCCAACGGUGCGACCUGCCGAAUACACUGAGAGCCACAAGUGCAAAGACACCGGAAGAUCUCAAAAGGGGCAUUCCAAGAAGAAUAAGGGCAGGUACGACAAAGACAGCUACCGAGCGCCGCUACCUGCGCACAAUCAGGGGACGGAGGUGUUCACUCUACUCAACGCCUCCUAUGAAGCGGUCCUGAUGAACGAAAAUGAAAUCAUCCCAAAGCCAGCCUUCCGGAAGCCCAGUCGGCAGGACAGCCGCGAUACGGAAAAAUUCUGUCGGUACCACCAGCAGAACAACCACAACACUGAGGACUGCAUAAGCCUGCGAAAAAUCGUCGAGAGGCUCAUUUGGGAGGGCAAGUUGGACCAAUAUAUCACCAGGCCCCAGCAGGCUCCGGUACCGAACGCCAAUCGUCAGAUCAACAUGAUCAGCACCAUCAGCGGCGGCCCGACUCUCGCAGGAGCGAGUAACCGGUCAAGGAAACAGUAUGUCAGGGCGGCACAGUACCCCCAAGUCCUCGGCAUCGAGAGCAACCGGCACACCAAGAUGCCGAAGGUAUGCUGGGAACCCAUUACUUUCUCCGAAGAAGAGGAAGAAGGGAUACUAUUCCCUCAUGACGACCCCAUGAUCAUCCGAGCCGAGAUUGCCGAGUUCGAUGUUGGCCGAAUCCUAAUCGACACCGGCAGCUCGGUAAAUGUCAUUUUCGCCGAUGCAUUCAAGGAGCUCGGAGUGGAUGAGAGCCAAAUCAAUCGGCAACUCUCGCCCCUUCUAAGUUUUUCAGGGGACUUAGUCCAGCCAAUCGGUAGUGUCAGCCUGCCAAUUGCCUUCGGCGUGGCUCCACGAAGAACCAUGGUUUACGACCAAUUCCUCGUAGUGGACUGUCCCACGGCAUAUAAUGUCAUAGUCGGCCGAACGGCACUCACAGCGAUAAAGGCCCACUUGUCCCCCCACAUGCUCUUCAUGAAGUUCCCCACCUGCUACGGCACCGGAGCAAUCCGGGGCGAUCAGCUGAGCGCUCGGAACUGCUAUGCCACGGCAUUGAAAUCGGCAGCCCCUCAGAAGCAAAAGGAAACCUUCACAGUGGUGGAUAUGCCGAACGGUAAUGAAGCGGUGGAUGAUCCUAGAGAAGAGGCGACCACUCCGGUGGCACAACAUUCCGAAGAUCUGGAAACCGUGGCACUGGAUGAAAGUUGGCCCGACCGGCGCGUACAGAUCGGCACCAUGCUCAGCGCCGCCCUCCGAGCCGAGUUCAUCCAAUUCCUUCGGCAGAAUUAA